AUGGCAAAUCCAGCCUUUUCGCAGGCCAACAUCAAUGGGGUGUACAUCCCCUCAGUGCUCCUGAUUGUGGGAGUUGCCAUCGUCAAGAGGGAAUAUGUCCCUUACGCAGUUGCCCUGGCUGCAAUUGUGGGAGGCUACAAGAUCUUUACUGGCUUGACCCCAUCGUCGAGAAAGGUCCUGAAGCCCGACGUCUUCCAAGAAUUCCCAUUGACAAAGAUUACCAAAACGUCCCACAAUGUUGCCAUUUACCGAUUUGACCUUCCCCGUCCUACGGACAUUCUCGGUCUGCCCAUUGGCCAGCACAUGUCGUUGGCGGCAACUCCCAAGGGCGCAGAGAAAGAGGUGGUCCGGUCAUACACACCGAUCUCGUCCGACGAGGACAAGGGUUUCUUUGAACUCAUGAUCAAAGCAUACCCUCAAGGCAACAUCAGUGCCCAUAUGACGACCUUGAAAGUGGGGGAUACCAUGAAAGUCCGCGGUCCCAAGGGAGCUAUGGUGUACACCCCGAACAUGUGCAAACGCAUUGGCAUGAUUGCCGGUGGAACGGGCAUCACACCCAUGCUGCAGAUCAUCCGCGCCAUCAACCGCGGCCGGCCCCGACAUGGAGGAAAUGACACCACCAAGGUGGAUCUGAUCUUUGCCAACGUCAACCCCGACGAUAUCCUGUUGAAGGAGCAGCUAGACGCGUUGGACAAGGAAGACCCGGACUUCAGCGUCUACUAUGUCCUGAACAACCCACCAGAAAAAUGGGAUGGCGGGGUCGGUUUUGUGACUGCAGAUAUGAUCAAGGCCAAACUCCCUGCUCCGGGCCCUGACAUGAAGAUCCUGAUCUGUGGUCCUCCACCCAUGGUCAGCGCCCUGAAGAAGGCCACCGAAAGUCUCGGGUACCAAAAGGCUAGACCGGUUAGUAAACUGGAGGACCAGGUGUUUUGCUUCUAG
This is a messenger RNA of Fonsecaea erecta, 939 nucleotides long. RefSeq names its product NADH-cytochrome b5 reductase 1. The record is from RefSeq and is a predicted model, not a curated record. The coding region runs from base 1 to 939 and encodes 312 amino acids. Gene Ontology annotation, molecular function: oxidoreductase activity. Gene Ontology annotation, cellular component: endoplasmic reticulum. The transcript has 3 exons. Lineage: Eukaryota; Fungi; Ascomycota; Eurotiomycetes; Chaetothyriales; Herpotrichiellaceae.